This is a messenger RNA of Pteropus alecto (black flying fox), 1570 nucleotides long. RefSeq names its product carbonic anhydrase 9 (gene CA9). The transcript is spliced from 11 exons. Gene Ontology annotation, cellular component: plasma membrane. Gene Ontology annotation, molecular function: carbonate dehydratase activity; zinc ion binding. Bases 66 to 1427 code for a protein of 453 amino acids. Lineage: Eukaryota; Metazoa; Chordata; Mammalia; Chiroptera; Pteropodidae. The record is from RefSeq and is a predicted model, not a curated record.
GCUCCUGUUUCCAAUGCACGUACAGCCCGUACACACCGUGUCUGGGACACCCUACAGUCAGCCACAUGGCUCUCCUGUGCCCCAGCUCCUGGCUCCCUCUGUUGAUCUCAGCCCCUGCCCCGGGCCCCACUGUGCUGCUGUUACUGCUGCUGCUGCUACCUGCCCAUCCCCAGAGCCUAGACCAGAUGCAGGCGACUCCCUCCGUAGGAGCAGAUUCAUCUGGGGAAGAUGAUCCACCGGGCAAGGAGGACCUACCCAGUGAAGAAGAUCCACCUGGAGAGGAGGACCCACCUGAAAUGAAGCCUGAAUCAGGAGAAGACUCUCUGAAGUUAGAGGAUCUCCCUACUGUUGAGGUUCCCAGGGACACUCAAGGUCCCCAGAAUAAUGCCCACAGGAACAACAAAGGGGAUGCCCACAGUCACUGGCGCUACGGAGGCGACCUGCCCUGGCCCCAGAUGUCCCCAGCCUGCGCUGGCCGCUUCCAGUCCCCGGUAGAUAUCCGUCCGGACCGCACCGUUUUUUGCCCCGCCCUGCAACCCGUGGAACUCUUUGGCUUUGAGCUCCCGCCACUCCCACAACUGCGCCUGCGCAAUAAUGGCCACACGGGUGAGGCGGUCCCGGGGCGGAGCCUCAGGGAAGAGCUGACUUUGCCUCCCGGGCUGGAGAUGGCCCUGGGUCCCGGGAGGGAGUACCGGGCCCUGCAGUUACAUCUGCACUGGGGCGCUGCGGAUCGACCCGGCUCGGAGCACACGGUUGGCGGCCACCGUUUCCCUGCCGAGAUCCACGUGGUUCACCUCAGCACUGCAUUUGCCAAAGUUGACGAGGCCUUGGGGCGCCCAGGGGGCCUGGCUGUGUUGGCCGUCUUUCUGCAGGAAGGCCCUGAAGAAAACAGUGCCUAUGAGCAGUUGCUGUCACAUUUGGAAGAAAUUGCUGAGGAAGCACAGGUCCUCUCCACAGACUCAGAGACUUGGGUCCCAGGACUGGAUGUAUCUGCACUGCUGCCUUCCGACCUCAGCCGCUACUUCCGAUAUGAGGGGUCUCUGACCACACCCCCCUGUGCCCAGGGGGUCAUCUGGACUGUGUUCAACCAGACAGUGAGGCUGAGUGCUAAGCAGCUCCACACUCUCUCUGGCUCCCUGUGGGGACCUGAGGACACUCGGCUACAGAUGAACUUUCGAGCCAUGCAGCCUUUGAAUGGGCGGAUAAUUGAGGCCUCCUUCCCUACUGGAGUGGAGCAGACCGUUGAGCCAGUCCGCCUGAAUUCCUGCCUCGCUGCUGGUGACGUCCUGGCCCUGGUGUUUGGCAUCCUCUUUGCUGUCACCAGCAUUGCCUGCCUUGUGCAAAUGAGAAGGCAGCGAAGACACCCAGGUGGGACCAAAGGGGAUAUUAGCUACCACCCAGCAGAGGUCACUGAGAGUGCUGCCUAGAGGCCUGGAACGUGGAGAACAUGAAGAAGCCAGACAGAAGAAUCUGAAAUGGGAGCUGGAGACUUUGUUCUAUCCUGCCCAUGACACUUUUUAACUAACAAAGAUUAAAAUUUUUUUUUUUCUAAUAAAAUGUGUGGAAGGUA